This is a messenger RNA of Pygoscelis adeliae (Adelie penguin), 405 nucleotides long. RefSeq names its product collagen alpha-1(XI) chain-like. The annotation marks the transcript as partial. The record is from RefSeq and is a predicted model, not a curated record. Lineage: Eukaryota; Metazoa; Chordata; Aves; Sphenisciformes; Spheniscidae. The transcript has 6 exons.
GGCAAGGCCGGCCAGGCUGGGCAGACGGGACAGCGAGGGCCCCCGGUUCCCGCCGGGAAGGACGGCUUGCCAGGACACCCGGGACAGCGUGGCGAGCCGGGGUUUCAUGGCAAAACCGGCCCCCCUGGCCCCACAGGGGUGGUGGGACCCCAGGGUAAAUCAGGCGAGACGGGACCUGUGGGCGAGAGGGGGCACCCAGGCCCCCCUGGCCCCCCGGGGGAACAGGGCCUGCCCGGAGCUGCUGGCCGAGAAGGAGCCAAGGGUGACCCUGGCCCCACUGGCAUCCCCGGUAAGAGCGGCCCCCCAGGCAUCCACGGCUUUCCCGGCACACGGGGGGCACCCGGAGAGACGGGUCCACCUGGCUUGAAGGGUGGGGAAGGUCCCCCUGGUGCCCCUGGACCCACG